GUUUAAAGCAACACACUGUCUUUACUGGUCUACAAACUUUAUACUCAAAUUACUAUAAAGCAGAUAAUAGCGUUCGCUGACUAAAACCUUGAUUGUCAGUAGAUAGAAAUUUUAGAAUAGCAUGUGAUGUAUACAUAAUUCUGGUAAAAAAGGACUUUUUCUUUAUAAAUAAUGCUUUUAUUGGAUCUAAUAUCAAUUAGAUUAGGUUUCAUUGGAUUAAUAUUGUAUCAGAUUUAUUCGGUAUACGGGCAGUGCGUUGAUAAUCAUCUCAGCUUAGCGGAUGAAGCAGAUAAUGUUAUUUUAAAUGAGUAUUUAGUAAAAUUAGAAUGGUACUCGGGCCUGUCAAAAUACAAGCCAGUUAUACCUGUAAGAUGUCCCAAAUCACAGUGUGAGAUAAACUCUCAGGGUUCUGCUGUAUGGGAAACUAGAUUGAAUUUCUACUCGCGAUUUACCAAAAAUUCUUCGUUGCAACCCGACGAGAAAACAUUAGAUGGAUGCCUUUGUCAUAGCCGAAAUAACAACUCAUUUCAAAAUUGUAUGGUGGAAGUUAGGAGUAUAAUGUCCGCAGAAUUAGAUAAGUCCUUUGUACUCGAUUUAACGAGAAUUAUAGAAAGAAACCAUUGCAAAAAUUAUGGAGAAAAUUGCAUUAAUAACUAGAGCUGCUGUUUCUAAAGUUUUACUAAGUGAGAAAUUGUUCAGAGGAAUAUCUGCAUAUAUCUCAGUUGAAAUAAAUUACAGAAAUAUAACCGAAAAAUUUCAAAUAACUGAAAAAUUAAGUAAAAGAAUGGAUAAGCAGAAACAUUUAAUAAUCUGUUCUUUUAUUUAUUUUUGUGCAAAAAAUCUGGAUGUCUGUGUAAUUUUUGAAAUAUUAUUUUUGUAGAUUAAAUACCUGAAUGUGAAAUAAAAUAUGAAAAAUCA
Molecule: messenger RNA, 918 nt
Organism: Phyllotreta striolata
Lineage: Eukaryota; Metazoa; Arthropoda; Insecta; Coleoptera; Chrysomelidae
Source: the annotation of a GenBank genome assembly